AUGGCCGACAAACUCCGCACCCUCCAAAACCUCGAAGCAAUGCAAGCCCGGUACGUGGGCACAGGGCACGCCGACACAACCAAGCACGAGUUCCUGUCCAACAUCGCGCGCGACAGCUACGCCAGCUACGUCGGCCAUGCGCCACUGCUGGGGUACAUGGCUGUGGGGAUGGGCGAAAGCAGGGAGAAGGUGCGCGCGGCUAUGAUUGAGAAGAUGGUUAGGGGGGUUGGGGCGCCGCCGGAGACGCAGGAGUAA
Aspergillus puulaauensis is the source of this 255-nucleotide messenger RNA. RefSeq names its product splicing factor 3B subunit 5 family protein. Gene Ontology annotation, cellular component: U2 snRNP; precatalytic spliceosome. The record is from RefSeq and is a predicted model, not a curated record. Lineage: Eukaryota; Fungi; Ascomycota; Eurotiomycetes; Eurotiales; Aspergillaceae. The coding region runs from base 1 to 255 and encodes 84 amino acids. Gene Ontology annotation, biological process: mRNA splicing, via spliceosome. The transcript has 2 exons.